AGAUGGUAUAGGAAACUAAAAUGGCAGCUAGAUGGUUUGCUGUUCGUUCAGAACACUCUACUUGCUUUAUGAGCUAGGUUACUACACUGUAUCCGUCCUCCUCAGUGUUGCUGAUCCAGUUCUAGAUCUAAUAGUAGGUUUCAACUACCUAUCAGACGAUGACACAGUGUUUGGGAUUGCUACACUAUGUCUCUGUUUUCUCCCCGGUCUCCUAAUGUCCGCCCUUAGCUUCCAGUGGAUAGUGUACGACUCCACCCUCGAAUCUAUGAUAAAGAGUCUGAUGACACAAGAGAGAUAUCAUGCACCACGUGACUACACCCAUUACUUCAAGAAGAAAGGAGCCCCUCUCCCUCAGCAUGAUGUGGACACUGAACACAACACUAUUAAUUUAUCAGGUGGAAACCCAACUUAUCAGCUAUUAAACUUUAUCACAUAUGAAAGAUAUGAGGAUGUGGAGAUCCAUCCUCCGGAGAAGAUGGAAGAAAUAGAGUUGGACGGUGAGAAGAAGGUAGCAGGGGAGGGGACAGCAAAUGAGAACAAGACAGCAGAGAAUGGAGCUGCAGCGACAUUCGACAGAAACAUACCCUCACGCGCUAGCAGGUGGAGAGCACGAGCUAAAAGAGAACAGAGUCAGAUUAGUGUUGAUGCUGGUCUCAGCAGAUACCCUCUUAUCAUCACCGGCCCUACCAUAGAUGGUGAAAUUAAAGGGAACGUGAUCAUAUUAACUGAAGAUGAGCAGCGUAGGAUUAGAGAAGUUGAAUCCGUGGAAGGAAAUGAUAGAAAUUGUUUUAAUAAGAGAAAGCGAGUGUUUUUCAAGACGCUGGAAGAACUAAAAAUAGAACCCGUGAAACCCUCUCUGGAUAAAGUAAGAUUUAUUGAGAUUAUCUUUCACGUGUUGGGUCUUCCAGGGAUCACCAGAUACGGGGCUCUCUUCUUACAGGCUCUCAGAAAUUACCGUAAGAGAGAAGAGCUGACAGAUAAAUACGACUUGUUUGUGAAGGAGGCGACUGAGCGGGGUAUUAAAGAGGUUUACUUUAACAAGGAUCUAUCAGAGAAGUACCAUGGUAGACGAGAUGCAGCUCUUCUCAGAUUGAUAGAAGGUUCACUAGAGUCCACCCCCCAACUCCUACUACAACUCUAUAUAAUAGUGGUUUACACACAGUGGACAACUAGCUGGUUCACCUACCUCUCGGUAGCAGUCAGUUUUACUAGUGUUGUGUGGAGUAUGACUAGCUACAUCUACGAGCACCGAGCAGCCUCAUAUGACAAAGCAAGUAUGGACAUGUACGCCUACUUCAUCACAAUACUGAUAAAGCUAUUCAUGUGUAUCAGUAGGAUAACUGCUAUACUCCUAGCUGCUACUUACUCUGGGUAUUUAGUAUUAGCUGUGUGUAUUGGGCAUUGGUUAUCUUGUCUGCUGUAUGUGUGUUACGCUAAAACACACUUCUAUGGUGGUCUUAUAUACAACGAGUGGUUCUUUAAGCUGAUAACCAGUAUUACACUAGUCCUUACUUUCAUGAACAUUGUAGAAGGAAACUCUUUCGUCCGAUGGUGUGGUUAUCAUGGCUUCACUUUGAUUCAGAACUUAAUAAUGCUACUAUUGUGGUAUUUUGACCACUAUUCUGAGCCCUCAAAACCUGAUUUCUAUGGAAUAAUGCUAAUAUGCAUGGUUGUUGGGGGAACGAUAAUUGGGUCUAUUCUAACACUCUUCUACUACCAGUUGUGUCAUCCAUCCAAAAAGCAUGUUCUGGAACUUUCUAAGGUUGGUCCGGUAUUAGAAGAAUUGAGGAAAAAACAUACAUCAAGGACGACCACAUUCCAGACCAGUGUGUAGUUAUUAAUGUGUAAUUUAGUUAAUGUAUUCGAAGUAUUUACUGUUUAACUUAAUUAAUAAUUAGUAACUAAUUAAAUUUGUGGUUUUAUUGAUUCGUCUGAAUUUUUCAGUUUUUACCUAACUUAUUGAGAAAGUUUAUCCGUUUGUAGCAGUUUUUACUAGAUGUAGACCUUGGCAUGUUUAUUCUAAUCGAAACAGUGAUCCAUGAAUAAAAUGGACACAAAUUACCUACCAGAUAACCUUCAGUUUAGUACACAUCGUUUUUAAAAUUAUAACGGACCUGAUAAUCUUUUUAGUCGUUAUGGAGUCAGGAUGAACUUGAUUGUAAAUCUCAGUGCUUUCACUUUUUAGUUUAUAUGUUUUAAACAGUUGUCGAUACGAAUUAUAACCGAAACUUUAUCAAAUACUAAUGUAUGAAGUAUACUAGUAUAGCUUAUUUACAAAGUUACAGCUUACACAGAUAUCCAUGUAUUACUUGUGAACUAAUAAAAUUAGUUAUAAAAA
Molecule: messenger RNA, 2338 nt
Organism: Bolinopsis microptera
Lineage: Eukaryota; Metazoa; Ctenophora; Tentaculata; Lobata; Bolinopsidae
Exons: 14
Coding region: 32-1834 (600 amino acids)
Cellular component (GO): membrane
Source: RefSeq, a predicted model, not a curated record